Molecule: messenger RNA, 1890 nt
Organism: Acyrthosiphon pisum (pea aphid)
Lineage: Eukaryota; Metazoa; Arthropoda; Insecta; Hemiptera; Aphididae
Product: oxidation resistance protein 1-like
Exons: 3
Coding region: 36-458 (140 amino acids)
Biological process (GO): response to oxidative stress
Cellular component (GO): nucleus
Source: RefSeq, a predicted model, not a curated record
GUGUGUUAUAUUUUAUUUCCUUCAUUUCAGGUUAUAUGUGGACACUGGUCUUCAGCACACUACAACACGGUUUCUCUUUAAACUCGAUGUAUCGGAAAAUGAGCAAAGUCGAAAGUCCCAUACUCCUAGUUAUUCAAGACACGCAAAACAACGUGUUCGGUGCGCUGACGUCAUGUGCGUUGAAGAUGAGCGACCAUUUCUACGGUACGGGCGAAUCGCUGUUGUUCACAUUCUGUCCCGACUUUCAGGUGUACAACUGGACCGGUGACAACAUGUACUUCAUCAAAGGCAACAACGAGAGCCUGUCGAUUGGGGCUGGAGAUGGCAAAUUUGGUUUAUGGCUUGAUGGUGACCUAAACCAAGGCCGGACCGAAGCGUGCAACACAUACGGCAACGAACCCUUAGUCAAUGAACAAGAUUUCGUUGUCAAGAUCCUCGAGUGCUGGGCGUUCCUAUAAACUAAAAAAACCAAUUUUACGCGAACACAUAUAUAUAUACACACACACACACACACACACACACAUAUACAACUCACCAUUCAUUUGUUUUUUUCUGUUAGGGUGCUAAAUUAUAAUGAUUCUCGUUAAUCAUUUGCGAUGGCGAAAAAACAAUUUAUUUAUAAUUUUCAACCACACUGAAACUCCAUUAUCUCUGUUCCCCACCUCAGUUGUACCUGUUUGUAUAUAUAUAAAACUUAAAUACUAAAAGAUCAAUAGGAGAAAAAUAACAUAAUACAAUUAUCUAGCUCAAUAUUAUAUACAAAAAAGUAGAUGAAUAGUGUUAUUAUUAUCGUUUUUUUUAUAUAUACCUAUGUGUAAUGAAAAACGUAUUACAUUGUAAUAACAUUUAGUAAUCGUGUUUAGUCUCAGCCGAGAGUUCUUAGAGUCGACUCUGUGUUGCCUGUCCAAACCUAAAACCCUUGAAACAAUCAUAUGCGGCAGCACUGAUUUUGUUUUUUUUCUAAACCACUUGUUGUAAUAUCAAAGAAAAAAGAAAAUUGUAUCUCUUGUGUCCAGGGACCACUAGUCAUCGCACGGGUGAGCACUUCAUGCGCCUGUAACAAUAUUUUUGAAAAUCAAUCCACCCCAUCUCUGCAACCGUUAGACAAUCACAAAAACUCAAUUUUUCCCGCCCCGCCUUUAUUAUGUCUCCGAAUCUCUCGAUUAAUUUUUUAUUUUUAUUCGUUGUAUUAUAAUUGUGUUGUGGCAACACUGAUUUGGUAGUUGGGCGCUGUAGUCCUUAGAUUAUUAAAUUUAUUUUAACCAUAUUAUAUUACUAUACGUGUACUACUAAAGUAAAAUAAAAAUAAUAAAAAACUCGUAAAAGAUAUACACUAAAUAAAUAUAUCCAUAUAAUAUUAAUAAUUGUGAUAAGUAUUGCAUUGGCCUAAUGUAGUAUUAUCGAGAAAAAAAUUAUGCUAGAGCGUCGUAAAAAAACUAUUUUAGUUUAAGAAAAUUUAGAUAUUUAACUAUAUUAUAAUAUAAAAAUAAUAAUAAUAUUAUAAGAAAAUUACUGUACCUCUAGCAAAGUCAAUUCCGUAGUGAUUAAGUGGAAAGCAAUUAAAAUGAAUUUUGAGUGAGGAAGUGAAUUAAAACAAAAUACCUAUGAAAAGUAUAUAUUAUUAUAUUAGUGAAAUGCAUCGUAAUUUAUAUUUGAUAAAUACCGGUAACUCGUAACUAAUUUAUUUAUCGUUGUUUUUCAUUGUAGAUAAAAUAUAUGUUAAUUAUUUUAUUUCUUUUCCUUUACUCAUAGCAUUAUUAUUGUGUAUUUAUUAUAAUUUUGUAAACGAUUGCGGGCGAACCAGACGUUUGUACCUAAUAAUUGUGGCGCAUACCAGUUUUGAAAAAAAAAUCCUUAGAAAGCGCUUUGUGUUUGUUCUUUUCUUUUAAU